Messenger RNA from Thalassophryne amazonica, 1876 nucleotides. RefSeq names its product RAS related 2 (gene rras2). NCBI's taxonomy places the organism in Eukaryota, Metazoa, Chordata, Actinopteri, Batrachoidiformes, Batrachoididae. Gene Ontology annotation, molecular function: GTP binding; GTPase activity; GDP binding. The transcript has 6 exons. Bases 286 to 894 code for a protein of 202 amino acids. Gene Ontology annotation, cellular component: plasma membrane. The record is from RefSeq and is a predicted model, not a curated record. Gene Ontology annotation, biological process: signal transduction.
CAUGAACAGUGCGGCGGCCGUGUGACUCCCACUGUCGGAUUGACGCCUUGAACGUCGCAGUGUUGUAGAGACGAGACGCGGCUGGAAAGACGCUCCGGUGUAUGGACAGGCGCCCGGACACUCCUGUAUUCUGAACGGACUACAUCGACGACACAUUCGGACACUGUGCGGUUCUGUCUGCUCGAUUCUCUUCACUGCAGGGCCUCUUCAGUUUACAGGAAAAAAAAGUGGGUGUUUGCUGCUCACUGGUGUUUCAGCGUCUCCGAGCGCGGCGAAGUGUCCUCGAUGGCAGGCUGGAAGGACGGCUCGGUGCAGGAGAAGUACCGGUUGGUUGUGGUCGGAGGCGGCGGUGUUGGUAAAUCAGCCCUGACUAUCCAGUUUAUUCAGUCGUACUUUGUCACUGAUUAUGACCCUACAAUUGAAGACUCCUAUACCAAGCAGUGUGUGAUUGAUGAAAGGGCAGCCAGGCUUGACAUCCUGGACACGGCUGGACAGGAAGAGUUUGGAGCCAUGAGAGAACAAUACAUGAGGACAGGGGAGGGCUUCCUACUAGUCUUCUCAGUCACUGACAGAGGGAGCUUUGAAGAAAUCUACAAAUUCCAAAGACAAAUUCUACGCGUCAAAGACAGAGAUGAGUUUCCGAUGAUCCUUGUAGGAAACAAAGCAGAUCUGGAGCUCCAGAGACAAGUAUCCCAGGAAGAGGGCCAGCAGCUGGCCAGACAACUAAAGGUCACAUAUAUGGAGGCAUCAGCAAAGAUCCGCAUGAACGUAGACCAGGCUUUCCAUGAGUUGGUCAGAGUAAUUAGGAAAUUCCAAGAACAGGAAUGUCCACCAUCGCCGGAACCUACGAGAAAAGAAAAAGACAAAAGCGGCUGCCAUUGUGUGAUUGUCUGAGUUGGCCUUAUCACUGUAACUCAUACAGCUACUUUGUACCACCCAACCCAUUCUGCCUGACAUCACAUCCUCUGUGGAUGACUGACUGAUGCCUUCUCCACGUGCAUGACUUCAGACAGCCUUUUCCGAGAUACUCUGACCAGGAACUGCUGUCCCCAAGACUCCUCUAUGGACUACUGACAAUGCCAAAUUUUAACACCACUCUACCUUCAACAGUAAUCAGAUUGACACAAGAGAGUCCAAACACUAAAUAUCGCCUUCCAAAUCUGCCUGACAAAUUCAUGUUUUAUAUUCUGAAGGACUUCUCUUGCCUUGUAGUGACAUUUGUACUUGCUACCAAGAUUGAAUGGAAAGCAUAUAUCCAGAAUGUUAAAGGAUUUUUUUUUUUUUUUCAUUUCCAGUGUCAGACCUGAACAGAGAGAUUAUCUAUUGAAGCUUUGUGUAUGUUGUGCCAUAUCCAUCUUUACUCCCAUGUGCUAAUCUGCUACUGUACAUAAGUGACAUUUGUUGUGAUUUUCAAAGUGUAUUUCUAAUGACCUAUUAAAUCACCACAGUACAGUGUGUGAGGUUGAAUCUGGUUUUACAUAUAUGAACGUGAAUAUAUAUGUAUAUAAAUAUAUUGCCUAGAUGGCUGUUAAAGCUAUAGCAGUAUAGCUUUCUGGCAUUCCGCAGGUGGAAUCUUUUCCUUUCUCUGUGGUUUCUGCUUUCAUUGCAAUAGCCAAAUAUGGAGUGUCUACUGUAUUUGAUUUUUUAAAAUAAGUCUUAUAGAUUGUAGGAUUCGUAUCCUUUGCCUUCCUUAUUGUGUCAAAAUGACCACCUCUGUAUACUUUCCUAUAAGACGGUUGAUCAGACUCGAACAACCUGUAUGAUUUUCAUUUUCCAAUAAGCAGCAGAGACAAAAUUAUUAAUAGUAUAUUUUGUAGCUCUCAAAAAUAAUGCGGUUUCUGAUCAACAUGAAAUGUAUCCAGCUCUUAAAAAUGUU